AUGAACCUAUAUGAAAUCUACUUGAGGGUUGGUAGCAUGUCAUCAGUUUUAGAAAAUCUAGUGAGGCUUGGAGCAAGAAGGUUAGGGGUCGUGAGCUUUCCGGCGACUGGAUGCUGCCCUGUGAACCGGCUCCAAAGCAAUGGAACCGGAGACUGUAUGGAAGAGAUGAACGAGUAUGCAGAGCUCUUCUUCGCUAAUCUCCUUGGUCUCUCACGAAAGCUAAUCUCUGAGGUCCCAGGGCUUCAGUUCUCGAUUGGGAACACCUAUCUGAUGACACUGAGCAUCAUCAACAAUCCCUUCGUUUUCCGUAGGUUUCAAAGAGGUGGCAAAAGCUUGCUGUGGGAAUUGUACACUAAAUGCCAGAAUCGGAAGGAGUACCUGUUCUGGGAUCAGUAUCAUCCAACUCAGGCGGGUGCAGAAUUGGCCGCUCUCACACUCUUCACAGGCUCGCCCCCAUCCGUGUUGCCCGUCAACUUUAGCAAGCUUGCUCAGAUUUAUGUCUAUAAUUAG
Molecule: messenger RNA, 510 nt
Organism: Punica granatum (pomegranate)
Lineage: Eukaryota; Viridiplantae; Streptophyta; Magnoliopsida; Myrtales; Lythraceae
Source: RefSeq, a predicted model, not a curated record